This is a messenger RNA of Daphnia pulicaria, 719 nucleotides long. Its product is annotated as protein suex-1-like. Lineage: Eukaryota; Metazoa; Arthropoda; Branchiopoda; Diplostraca; Daphniidae. The transcript is spliced from 3 exons. The record is from RefSeq and is a predicted model, not a curated record. Bases 99 to 629 code for a protein of 176 amino acids.
AGUAUAUAAAGACCGGAGACUGAAUGAGGAAAACCAUCAGUGAACACUGACUCUCUUACAAGAUUCAACAUCAUCUCAAGUGAAGUGAUCCGCACAACAUGAAAUUCCUUCUGGUCGCCCUUAUUGGUGUAGUGGCUUUUGCUGCUGGCCAGCCCGUCGAUGAAGCAGCUGCUCCGGCUGCUGUUGUUCCGGUUGACGAAGCAUCCGUCAUAGCUGUUGCUGAGGCUAAUCCCGACCAGGAGACCAUGGAGGCCAGUGGAUCAGCUUUGAAAAUUAUCGAGCACAAAUUGGAACAUUGGUUGAAGAAAUGCUACAAAAAGGGAGGUUGCGGCUCGACUGGUUACGGAUACGGAGGACACGGAGGUGUCCGUCCUGUUCCUGUUCCUGUUCCUGUUUAUACGCCCGUCCCAGUUUAUACCCCUCCUUAUCUCGGCAGCUAUGGAUCAGGGUACGGGUCAUCUUACGGUGGAGCUGGAGCCUAUGGAUCAGGAUCUUAUGGCUCUUAUGGAUCUUAUGGCGGUGGCUAUGGAUCAGGUUAUGGAUCGUCUUACGGUGGAUUAUACGGUGCCUCACCAUACGGCGCAGGUUACGGGCUCGGCGGACUGGGUGGAUACGGGUACGGAUAUUGAAAAUGUCCCGACUAAUUAACUUAUACAAAUUUCUUGUGCCACCACCCAACUUGUACAUUUUAUCAACGCUAAUACAUUUUUUGACUUCAA